Talaromyces atroroseus is the source of this 1167-nucleotide messenger RNA. RefSeq lists its product as hypothetical. The record is from RefSeq and is a predicted model, not a curated record. Gene Ontology annotation, biological process: regulation of DNA-templated transcription. Gene Ontology annotation, molecular function: DNA-binding transcription factor activity, RNA polymerase II-specific; zinc ion binding. The transcript is spliced from 2 exons. The coding region runs from base 1 to 1167 and encodes 388 amino acids. NCBI's taxonomy places the organism in Eukaryota, Fungi, Ascomycota, Eurotiomycetes, Eurotiales, Trichocomaceae.
AUGGCUGGAAGCGUUGUCGUCCACAAAUGGAACAUGAAACGUAGAACCAAGUGCGACGAGAAUAAGCCGUUUUGCCGGAAAUGUGUCAGCACUGGUCGUACUUGCGACGGCUACGAAUCCCCCUUUAGGGCUUUCGCCAGUCAACCCAUUAACAACGCCUAUGCUGACGGCAAGAAAUCAGAUCCUGGUUUACAGUCCGCCUACAUUGAGGUUACCUCUCGGGAUAUCGACCUUCUCAGUCGUCACUUUUCAAUCAAAACCAUGUUUGACGUGAAUCUGGACUGUGACGAAGAAGCCCGGCAAGUCCUCCAAGCCAGCUUGACUGAUCCGCCUAUACGACACGCACUUUUGUCUCUAAGAACACUUCGAAGAGAUGUUGAGAGGCUCGGAGACGGUCAGCAGACCUCGAGCUAUCAUUACGGUCUCCAGCAAUACACUAAGGCCUUGGGGGGUCUUGCUUCUACCUUGUCAUCUCCCAGUUCCAAUGGGUUGAAGUCGGCAUUACUUUGCUGCCAGAUCUUCAUCAGCAUUGAGCAAGUACGGAAAAAUUUUGCUGGGAUGGCCCAGCAUAUUAUUCAAGGACUCAAUAUCAUGCACGAGUACCGGGCAAGGCCAAGUUUUGUUACCCCGAACAAAUUGAUGCCAGGAAACCAUGAUCAAUUACCUCUGCUGGAUGUUUUCAUCAUCAAGAUGUUUGCUGCGCCGUGUAAAUUUACAACACCUCCAACAGCAGUUGAGGCACCCCGAACGCUGCCACAUCAACAGCCCGCUGAAUCUCACGAUCUUCGCACGAUUGCACCCGAUAUGCGGACAGAGCUUACGAGGAUCUCCGCGUUAACGCUUGAAUUCCUCGACAGAGUGUCGCAGAUUAAAACAGAAGAGAUUGCUCUUCAACUACUAUCUGAGAAAGCAGCUUUGCUAGAUUCUUUAGAAAAGUGGCUCAUUAAUCUUGAACUCGUUCAAACGAAGACUCGGCCUUCUGGACCUGAGCCGGUUUCAGUGUCUUUCCAACGCCUCUUCCAUCUAGUACUGAAAAUCGUUCUCCUGGGGGCACUGGACUUCUCACAAGAUGUUUAUGCCGAGCUGCAGCCUGAGAAUGACCGAUUGCAGGCCAUAGCCAACAACGUGGGCGAAAGAGUCAGCACUUACAGAUAUAAGGUGGAAUGA